This is a messenger RNA of Mesorhabditis belari, 645 nucleotides long. The record is from the annotation of a GenBank genome assembly. Lineage: Eukaryota; Metazoa; Nematoda; Chromadorea; Rhabditida; Rhabditidae.
AUGUGGACAUUCAAUCCAUUGAUUCCCGGCAAUACGUACACUGAUAUAACAAAAAUGAUGUUUCAAGAGGUUGAAUCGGGGAAACCAAAAAGUUGGACUCUGAUUACAAUCGUGAUGCUAUUGACAAUGUUACUUAAUUUGGGCAUCAUCAUCAUUUUCCGAGUGUUACUGGAUUCAGAAGAUGAAAUAAACGAGCCACUCGUUCAGGGCGAGUUACGCGAUCGGAUGACGGCUUUUCUUGGCAUCUUCACGAUGACCUUUUUCUUCGGUUGUUGGUGUUGCUUUUGCUGUGGAGGACUUCUAUGCCAGGGACUCUGGUAUUGUCCUCGAUAUUGUUAUCGAGGGAUUACUCGAUUGUUAUUGAAUGGGAUAACGAUUCCCCGAUUUCGCGGUGGAGAUCGGAGUCAAACGGAAAACGAUAAGGUUCCAGAUCAAAUCCUAGAAGAAAUCGUGAUGAAUGCACGGGGUUUUACGCAGAAUCCAUCUUCCUCCUCAUUUGUACGAGAACCACGGGAUGUUCGGGCCUGGGAAAGAGCUCCUUCCUUCGAUCAAAUGGUUCAUCUAGAAGCUAUUGGUGAUAGAAAAAAUGGACCACAACGGCCACCACAGCGACAGAGAGCUUACUCGAUUGAUGUAGGAUUUGAG